Nerophis ophidion (straightnose pipefish) is the source of this 3509-nucleotide messenger RNA. RefSeq lists its product as uncharacterized. Gene Ontology annotation, molecular function: ubiquitin protein ligase activity. The coding region runs from base 220 to 684 and encodes 154 amino acids. Lineage: Eukaryota; Metazoa; Chordata; Actinopteri; Syngnathiformes; Syngnathidae. Gene Ontology annotation, biological process: protein ubiquitination. The transcript has 4 exons. The record is from RefSeq and is a predicted model, not a curated record.
UGAAACCUCCCACAUCAUCAUCAUUAUAAUCCCAUAGUUCCCAUCCUGCUCUUCUUAUAGGAACAAAGGACAUGUUUGGUGUGUCCCACCCCCACCUUCUCCCCCACUACACCAACACCACCUUCUCCUGAAGACCACCACCAUUCACUCCCGGAUCAAAACCAUCUUUGUUUCUUCUUCUCCUCAACUUUACUAGGUGUGGUGGUCCCCCCCCCCCCCAUGGUCCUGUGCGGCGAGGGCGACUGCUGCGUGUGCCUGCUGGCCUUCUCGCGGUCGGAGCGCAUCCCGCGACUGCUGCACUGCCAGCACACCUUCUGCCAGCCCUGCCUGGAGAGCCUCCAGACGCGGGCGCAGGGCGGGCUGCUCACCCUGGGCUGCCCGCUGUGUCGCCGGGUCACCUGCAUCCGGGCGGGCCUCAGCCUGCAGGAGGCGCUGUGGGUGGACAGCGACGUGUGGGAGCAGAUCGGCCACGACGACCAAGACCAUGCGCCGGAAGGCGGCACCGCAAGCGACACGGCAGCAGCAGAAAGCACGGCCCAUGGCGGCGUGUCCAGAAGCAAGCGCAGGCUGAGCACGUUCUUCAGGAAGCUGAGGCUGAGCAAACGCCGUCGAGAGACAAUCGUGCCCAGCAGCAACGUGGAAAUGAAGUCGUGGCGCAGACUUCCUGCCGAAGAUGCAGCAUGAUGGAGAAGAAGAGCGGCGUUAUUAUUUAUUGUCCUCCCAGCUGCCGCUCCAGAGAGCAGAUGGCCGACUCGGGACGUUGAGAAAUAAACAAUUGGCUUGAGGGGCAACAAAAGGCGUGUGUGCGUGAGGCGCGGGACCAGGGCGUCAUGGCGGGUCACGUCUGCCGUUGGAGCGUGAAAGUGGAUUGUGGAGAGUUUGCUGAGCAUCUGGCAACCCGGCCGUGUUGCAACAAGACGAGCAUCUGGCAACCCUGCUGUGUUGUAACAAGACGAGCAUCUACCAACAAUGCCGUGUUGUAACAAGACGAGCACCUAGCAACCCUGCUGUGUUGUAACAAGACGAGCAUCUACCAACAAUGCCGUGUAGUAACAAGACGAGCAUCUACCAACAAUGCCGUGUAGUAACAAGACGAGCAUCUAGCAACCCUGCUGUGUUGUAACAAGACGAGCAUCUAAAAACAAUGCCGUGUUGUAACAAGACGAGAAUCAAGUAACUCUGCUGUGUUGUAACAAGACGAGCAUCUAGCAACAAUGCCGUGUUGCAACAAGACGAGCAUCUACCAACAAUGCCGUGUUGUAACAAGACGAGCAUCUAGCAACCCUGCUGUGUUGUAACAAGACGAGCAUCUACCAACAAUGCCGUGUAGUAACAAGACGAGCAUCUACCAACAAUGCCGUGUAGUAACAAGAUGAGCAUCUAGCAACCCUGCUGUGUUGUAACAAGACGAGCAUCUAGCAACCCUGCUGUGUUGUAACAAGACGAGCAUCUACCAACAAUGCCGUGUAGUAACAAGAUGAGCAUCUAGCAACAAUGCCGUGUUGUAACAAGACGAGCAUCUAGCAACCCUGCUGUGUUGUAACAAGACGAGCAUCUAGCAACCCUGCUGUUUUGUAACAAGACGAGCAUCUAGCAACCCUGCUGUGUUGUAACAAGACGAGCAUCUACCAACAAUGCCCUGUUGUAACAAGACGAGCAUCUAGCAACCCUGCUGUGUUGUAACAAGACGAGCAUCUAGCAACCCUGCUGUGUUGUAACAAGACGAGCAUCUAGCAACAAUGCCGUGUUGUAACAAGACGAGCAUCUAGCAACCCUGCUGUGUUGUAACAAGACGAGCAUCUAGCAACAAUGCCGUGUUGUAACAAGACGAGCAUCUAGCAACCCUGCUGUGUUGUAACAAGACGAGCAUCUAGCAACAAUGCCGUGUUGUAACAAGACGAGCAUCUAGCAACCCUGCUGUGUUGUAACAAGACGAGCAUCUAGCAACAAUGCCGUGUUGUAACAAGACGAGCAUCUAGCAACCCUGCUGUGUUGUAACAAGACGAGCAUCUACCAACAAUGCCGUGUAGUAACAAGACGAGCAUCUAGCAACAAGACGCGCAUCUAGCAACAAUGCCGUGUUGUAACAAGACGAGCAUCCAGCAACCCUGCUGUGUUGUAACAAGACGAGCAUCUAGCAACAAUGCCGUGUUGUAACAAAACGAGCAUUUACCAACAAUGCCGUGUUGUAACAAGACGAGCAUCUACCAACAAUGCCGUGUUGUAACAAGACGAGCAUCUAGCAACCCUGCCGUGUAGUAAUAAGAAGAGCAUCUAGCAACAGGACGAGCAUCUAGCAACAAUGCCGUGUUGUAACAAGACGAGCAUCCAGCAACAAUUCCAUUUUGUAACAAGACGCACAUCUAGCAACAAUGCCGUGUUGUAACAAGACAAGCAUCUAGCAACAAUUCCGUGUUGUAACAAGACGAACAUCUAGCAACAAUUUCGUGUUGUAACAAGACGAGCAUCCAGCAACAAUGCCGUGUUGUAACAAGACGAGCAUCUAGCAACAAUUCCGUGUUGUAACAAGACGAGCAUCUAGCAACAAUGCCGUGUUGUAACAAGACGAGCAUCUAGCAACAAUGCCAUGUUGUAACAAAACGAGCAUCUAGCAACGAUGCCGUGUUGUAACAAGACGAGCAUCUAGCAACAAUGCCGUGUUGCAGCAAGACGAGCAUCUAGCAACAAUGCCGUGUUGUAACAAGACGAGCAUCUAGCAACAUUGCCGUGUUGUAACAAGACGAGCAUCUAGCAACCCUGCUGUGUUGUAACAAGACGAGCAUCUAGCAACCCUGCUGUGUUGUAACAAGACGAGCAUCUAGCAACAAUGCCGUGUUGUAACAAGACGAGCAUCUAGCAACCCUGCUGUGUUGCAACAAGACUUAAAAUCACCUUUAAGGCUCAAUAAAAAUAAUGCACUUCCAUAGACUUUGUUUCCAAGUCAAGUUUGGCGUGACAAUCAUUAAAAAGACUAUAAAAAAAGACAAUACCUGACGUGCAUGCGGAAUGUAUUCACAGCCACAUGUUGUAACGUUGCAGCUCAGGACAUGACGAUCAUCGCUAAAACUCCCAACCAGUUCGUAUUACCGUUUUAAAUGACUUUAUAUAUAUAUAUAUUUUUUCUAAUUAAUCUAUUUUUCAAAUUAAUCUAUUUUUAUUAUUAUUUCAAGAGCUUGAAAUAUUUUAGUAAAAAAAAAUGUAUUUUUGUGUAACAUUAUACAUCAUUAUUAGGGCUGCGAAUCUUUGGGUGUCCCACGAUUCGAUUCAAUAUCGAUUCUUGAGGUCGAGAUUCGGUUCAACCCGAUUCUCGAUUCAAAAACUAUAUUUUUCCGAUUGAAAAGGAUUCUGUAUUCAUUCAAUACAUAGAUUUCAGCAGGAUCUACCCCAGUCUGCUGACAUAGCAGAGUAGUAGAUUUAAAAAAGCUUUUAUAAUUGUAAAGGAAAAUGUUUUAUCAACUGAUUGCAAUAAUGUACAUUUGUUUUAACUAUUAAACGAACCAAAAAUAUGA